Molecule: messenger RNA, 7190 nt
Organism: Oreochromis niloticus (Nile tilapia)
Lineage: Eukaryota; Metazoa; Chordata; Actinopteri; Cichliformes; Cichlidae
Gene: camsap1b
Product: calmodulin regulated spectrin-associated protein 1b
Exons: 19
Coding region: 449-5149 (1566 amino acids)
Biological process (GO): negative regulation of microtubule depolymerization; neuron projection development; cytoplasmic microtubule organization
Cellular component (GO): microtubule minus-end
Molecular function (GO): spectrin binding; calmodulin binding; microtubule minus-end binding
Source: RefSeq, a predicted model, not a curated record
CGCAUUGUGCGCGUUUGGGAAAGCUGGGAUAAUAAUUGCAUUUCUAUGGGCAGAGCGCGAAGACACUGCUGAUCGUCGCUGCAUUGCUCGAGCCCCAAACGUAUGCUUAUUUCUUAUCUAACAUGAAGGGUUUAACACUAAGAUAGAAUUUCAGCCUUAAGACCCUGCGUACGCCGUACUUUUUUACUGGUGAGCCUCCCGUUUUCUCCCUGUGUUGUUUCGGCCCAAAGUCUGCCGUGGAGCGGUUGUCACACAGGCCGCGGAUCGGUUCUUGUUGCUGGGAGGAGACCACACUGACUCGCCUCCAAGCUAGCAUUAUUAGCUGGCUAUAAUGCGUCGCUGGUGUGUUUUCUAUAUAGCAGGCUCCUGUUUAUUGAGGCAGGUCCUUGGUUAACCGUUUACCCGACGGAACGAAAGUGUGACUUGGACUUACACCACACCUUUCAAGAUGGAUGUUGAUUUGUGUGCUGGCGGGGACAGUACUAGGAGAAAAGUAGAACUGGCCGGGGUUGCAGAAGGCACAAUGGACGUUGUACCUUUGGAGAUGUAUGACUCCGCCAGAGCAAAAAUAGCAGCCAACCUACGGUGGCUGUUUGCCAAAGCCUAUGGUAUUGACCAUAUUCCAGAGGACUUAAGGGACCCAUUCUAUACAGACCAGUAUGACCAGGAACACAUCAAGCCACCUGUCAUUCGUCUGCUGCUGUCCUGCGAGCUUUACUGCCGUGUGUGUGCCCUCAUCCUCAAAACUGAGCAGGCAGCGUCUCUUCAGUCCCACAUGUCUGUCAUCCAAGCUCUGUCCAGGAAGGGCAUUUAUGUGGUGGAGAGUGAUGACACACCUGUUACAGAGGGGGACCUGGCCUGUAUGCCCAUCAAAAUGAGUGCUCACAUGCCCAUGAUCGAUGCCCUGAUGAUGGCUUACACAGUGGAGAUGAUCAGCAUAGAGAAAGUGGUGGCCUCUGUCAAGCGCUUCUCUACCUUCAGUGCCUCUAAGGAGCUGCCCUUUGACCUGGAGGAUGCUAUGGUUUUCUGGAUCAACAAGGUAAACAUGAAGAUGAGGGAGAUUGCAGAAAGGGAGCACAAAGUCAAGCACCAUCCACUGGAGUCCCCUAGCCACCAAAAGUCUCCCUCCAAAUGGUAUUGGAAGCUAGUCCCUGUACGGUAUCGUCGGGAACAUGCUUCCGGUCGUCAGCUGCCCUUCUUUCCAUUGCUGGAAGACCUGAUGAGGGAUGUUUGUGAUGGAGCUGCACUGCUCACUGUGGUCCAUUACUACUGCCCAGACCUCAUGAAGCUGGAAGAUAUUUGCCUGAAGGAAGUCCCUUCCAUCGCUGAUAGCCUGUACAACAUCCAGCUCCUCAGAGAAUUUGCCAAUGAGUACCUGAAUAAAAGUUUCUAUCUGACAACAGAGGACAUGCUCUAUUCACCGCCUGUGCUCAAGCACAAUGUGAUGGUGUUCAUCGCUGAGCUGUUUUGGUGGUUUGAGACAGUAAAGCCAGAGUUUGUCCAGCCCAGAGACCUCCAGGAGUUUAAAGAUCCUCGAGCCAUAGCUCAUCCCAAGAGUGCCCGUCCAUCAGUGCCCAUCUCCAACGCCACCAAGCGAAGCUUCCUAGCUAGUCCUGGUAUGGCCGACAACCAGAGCAGCCCUGAAGUCUGUAACAGGUACUUCCUGCACCCUGAAGACUCUGACCCCCUUAAAGGGGGCCCAACUUUCAGUCCUUCACACCCACUUCUGCCCCUGCGACAGAGACAACAAAAGCAACAAGGAGAUGAUGCAGGUUUGAGAAACCGCUCGAACUCCUUGACUCAGAUGGACGGACAACAAGUCAGAGGCUCUGUAGUAGCAUGGCCCGACAAGAGGCAGAGACCAAUGUCCACAAUGGGCCCUUAUAUGUUGCACUCAGCCACCGACAGUGAUGCAGACAUGGCUUCUGGUGACAGUGUUAGUCUGGCUCGCUCAAUUAGUAAGGACAGCCUGGCAUCCAAUGUCAUCAAUGUCACUCCCAAACACCAGACUUCUGUACACCAGUCAUCACGUCCUCCAGUACGUAGAGUCAACGGCCACAGCCUUCUGACUAAUGUCAAUAUGGAGGAUGAGGAAGAAACUCUGGUGACCGUAGCCAAGAGCGAUGGUCCUGCCGUCUCCAAACGGGUUGAGGGGACACAAUCAGCUGCUGUAAUUGGACCCAAACCUUCCACUGACUCCAAAUCGACACCAGAUAGCUUUUACCUUGAACCACUAAUGCCUGCCGUGCUCAAAACGGCUAAAGAGAAGUCUGUAUGCCUAAACAAGGAGGAGGAGAGUGGUGAAGUUUCCCGGUCUGCAGGAAGGGGCUCUUUACGCAGAGAAAAUGGAUCUACAGCUGCUGUUCGCAGGAAAGCUCCCUCCAAUCUGAACCAAACAUUUCCUCCUUCAGCUGAGGAAGGCUCCUCAGAUGAGCCUGUUCAAAGUCAGGCAGGUCUCAGGCUAACUGUCAGCAGCAGUGUGGAACCUUCCUCCAGGGAGCCAGCUGAGGGUUUCUACUUGCAUUCAGAUUCUGAAGAACUAAAGCCUGGCAAUGACCAGGACGGUGACCUAGGGGACCUGGAUGAGGAGGAAGAGGAUUUGGAUGAAGCCGCAACCACUAAAGAAACACUCUGGCCCAGGAAAGCCUUCAACGAGGAGGAAGAAGAAUCAGCCAAACUCCAAGAGGACAUGAAUGUGAAAGAGCAUGAAGACAAAGAUAUUAAUGGUGGCAGUGGUCGUUCCAGCCCCUGUCUCAGCACACACUCCCAGGCCAGCAGUAUGGCCAGUGGCAGCGUGCGCAUGACCUCUUUUGCUGAGCGUAAAGCCCAGCAGCAGCGCUUUGGCAGCAACCAUGACCUGCGCUCCAGUGCCUCCAGUUCCCAGAGGACCACUCCAGAUGGAUCAGAGUGCAGCGGCCCCUUGGCUUCCUCAUGGAGGAUUAAGAGGGACCAGAGCCCCUCUUCCCCCUUGGGAGGAUCCACUCGUACAGGCGAUGGCAGCGGCGGUGCGAAUGUAUUGGCUUCUGAACUGGUCCAGCUCAGAAUGCAACUGGAAGAGAAGCGGCGUGCCAUUGAGCAUCAGAAGAAGAAGAUGGAAGUACUGUCAGCGAGACAGAGGCAGAAGCUGGGAAAAGCAGCCUUUCUGCAUAUAGUAAAGAAAGGGGGAGGAAGGAGUGACACAUUACCCAACCCACUUAAAGCUGACAUCUCUAAAGAUGAGCUCAAUGGGGAGAAAGCACCAUCAAGUAAAGAUGAUAUGUGUGUUGAUACCAUGAGAGGGGAAAAGGAAGUGGAUGAGACCACCCCGUCUGGUGCCUUAGAAGCAGAAAAGAAAGGGAACGGUGGAAGCUUCUGUCUGGAUGAAGAUUUGGACCUGAAUGAGUGCAGUCGCUCUAUCGAGCUGCUAAAUGAAGCUAUUGGCAGCAUCCAGCAACAAAUGAUGCAGCUUUCACUGCAGCAGGAGAUGUUGAUGAAACAGAAUGUACAGUCCCCACCUGGUGCAGCUCCACCUCCUGCUCUCACCAGCGACAAAAACGGAGAUUCCAAGACUGGAGCAGGCUUUCACUUUGUGGAGCAUCUUUCUGGCACUAGCACCGCUCCAACCAGGAAACCCCCUAAACUAAGCUCUGGCCGGAGCUCCAGAUCCAAACCAUCAGAGCUAAAGAUGGCCAAGGAGCAGAGCCGCCAGACCACCAGGACCCUCACACCCACCCAGAGUGGAUCAGAGACAUUGCCACACCCAAAGCAUUCAGCUGGGGGCAGGUCCCCCAGGACUGAGCAGCCCGACAGUCCCAGAAACCACACAGUAGUGGAGACAGUUGACAAGCCAGGAUCUGGCCACGUUCGGAGUGCCACCUUCCGACUUCACGAUGAAGCAAACAUUCGCUUGCCGACCAGAGUGGACCUGACAUCAUUGGCUCCUCCAGAAGUGUCCUUUGAUGAGUGCCUGUCCAGCAACACCAGAGAGUCUGAGCUCAACUCUUCAGACGGUUCAGGGAAAGAGAAUAUACCAUCAGAUGAGGCGCAACGCAACAAAACCCAUCUCAUUGAGGUUGAUCUGUCAGAGCUGAAGGCAUCUGAAGAAGAAGAAGAAGAGGGGGCUGCUGAGGACAAAACAGCAGAGAGAGGUGAUGGAGAGCAGAAGUCAGUCCUGGGCUUCUUCUUCAAGGAUGAACAGAAAGCGGAGGAUGAGCUCGCUAAGAAGAGAGCAGCAUUUUUGCUGAAGCAGCAGAAGAAAGCCGAGGAGGCUCGACUACGUAAACAACAGCUAGAGGCCGAAUCUGAGCUCAAACGAGAUGAAGCCAGACGGAAAGCCGAGGAGGAGCGUUUGCGUAAAGAGGAAGAGAAGACACGGCGAGAGCUGAUAAAGCAAGAGUAUCUGCGGAGGAAGCAACAAGAGAUGUUUGAGGAACAAGGCCUUGUGAAGCCCAAAACUCCCAAACCGAAGCAGAAGCACAGACCCAAGUCUGUCCUCAGAGAGGAAUCCUCCAGCGAUAAUUUCUCCAAGUGCUCUUCUACACCUGACAACCUGAGUAACGCCCAGUCAGGCUCCAAUCUGUCUCUCGCAUCUGCCGCUACCAACGAGGCCGACAGUGUAAACUCUGGAGGUGCAGGCUCCCAGCGCUGUGACUCUGUGGAGUCAUUUCCAGGCAGUCGGAACAGUCGAGCAGCAGAGAGAGACUGGGACAACGGCUCCACUGCUUCUUCCAUCACUUCCAUGGCUGAAUAUACUGGCCCCAAACUCUUCAAGGAGCCCAGUGCCAAGUCAAACAAGCCAAUCAUCCAUAAUGCAAUCUCUCACUGCUGCCUGGCUGGCAAAGUCAACGAGCCCCAGAAGAACCAGAUCCUAGAGGAGUUGGAGAAGUGUGAGUCCAACCACCUCAUGAUCCUGUUUCGUGACGGUGGUUGCCAGUUUCGGGCACUCUACUCGUACUUCCCCGACACUGAAGAGAUACAAAAGCUGACGGGCACUGGACCCAAGAGCAUCAGCAAGAAGAUGAUUGAUAAGCUGUACAAGUACAGCUCGGAUCGAAAGCAGUUUACUGUCAUCCCUGCCAAGACUGUGUCAGUCAGCGUGGACGCCCUGACCAUCCACAACCACCUGUGGCAGGCCAAGAGAAGUGCUGUGCCAAAGAAAAGUGGAAAAUAGCAGGCAGGAUUUGGAAACACACCUUCAUCCACGUCAUCCUAUCCUCACACUGCUUGUUUUCUGACUGCAAUGACGCCCCAAAGCUCGGUAUGGAAACCUACACGGGAGAGAGGCCACUAUGGACAUGCGGUCAUCUGUAGGUGGACCGAGGCAGAAACAAAGGUGUGUGUGUGUCUGUGUGUGUCUGGGGCUUGCGAUGUGAGAGGGAAUGCCAGCUCAGUUUGCCUGUGAUGUCGGUGGGAUCUGUUCAGGUUCGUUUUGAGUCCGCCUGAUUUCUUUUUCUCUUCUGUUUUUUUCAACAACAACCAUGGCUCAAGCAUGUGGCAUUUCCCCCCCUCAUAUGUGGUGGAUGUUCAUUUUUACAUGAAGUAUUUAUUAGUUCAGCACUGUCAUGGUUGAGAGCUCAGCUGCAGCACUAAAAAUCCUUCCUUCUCUCCAGAAAUGCCUCUUCUUUUGGACAAAUUUGGACACAAAAGGGGGUGGGGACAUCGAGGUGGGCUGGGGGGGUUUAUGUCGCUCUUUUCAGAAAAUCGGAAACAAGGGAACUUUGUACAACCCUUUAGGACUACACUGCUGUCACAACAACAGUUUCUCCCCGUGUGGACUGUCGAAUCUGUCGAAUCAGGCUGGCAUUACCAAUUUUGCCUCACCAGGGAUCUCCAGAAAACCUGCUGCUCUGAACUGUCUUCUUCUUUAGUCACGGGGGAGCUCCUCGGGUAUCCCUCAGACAUCCGUUGGCCUUUCACGCAUCGUGGUACUAUCGUCUAUUUAUUCAGCCGCUUUUUAAACUAGACGCUGAUCGUGUAGCACUGGAUAUGUGUAUUGCAAAGAAAAAAGGCAAAAAAAAAUAAUGAUGGUCAUUUUAAACAAUUUUAUUUGUCAAAACAUCCUUUUUGUUUUUUAGGGUGUAACAAGAGGAUGAAUGAUAGGCUUUGGUACAAAAAUGAUGCUUUUUGAUGUUUUGUUUUGGUUUUUUUAACUUUUUUUUUUAAUUUAUCAAUUAAGCAAUGUGGAAUAGAGUUUAAGCUGAUGUUAUGUCUUUUCAUCAUAACAGGAAUUCUCUGAUGUUUAGAGCUUAGUUGUGUUUUCUCUCUCCACUGGACACUACUUAAACUGUCCUGUACAAAGGUGCACUCAUGAACACUUGUCGACGGCUUAUUUCAUGCAAUGUAACUCCCCUCAAAGCCUUUUCUCCCCUCCCCGAGUGUUUCUGUCAGCCUGUCCCAUCUUUAAUCGCAGCGGCGGCUCGCGCACUCUUGUUGUGAAGAGUACCUCCGCGCUGCCCUGUAACCUGUUCGAAUGACAGUAUUUGAUAUAUUCACAACGGAGGGGAGGGUCUCUGUGUGUGGGAGGGGUGGUUGGUGGGAGGGAGGGGGGAGCUGUGGUUCAGUUAUGUACCAACAUUAAAGAACAUUCCUCCAAGGUGUUGACGAAACACUGCCACGUUGUCUCUCUUCUUCUCUCUGUCUUUUUCAAAACUCAAAGUGCUUUUUUGUGUGUUUUUUAGAAACCAUUUGUUGGCCUCCAGAACAACCCCAAGCGUUGCACGAGCACUUUACUUUCUGCUUGUUAUGGGGGAUUUUACUUUUUGAAUGGGCAUAAAAACUAAGAAUUAAUAAGACUGCUGUUUGUGCACUCCAGGAAAAUAAUGAAUAUAAUUGUGGAAACUAAACCAAACGCUAAGAUUUAACACUGACAAUUAAAGCCGAAGGGCCGUCACUGACAUGAUACUACUGCUGUCUCCAAAACACUGUGGAAUACUUGAUUUCUCUCUUGCUGCAUGGUGUUUUUGGGGAGGUUGGGUGGCAGAGGUGGUCGAUCUUUAAUUGUACGGUAGUGUAUUUUCAUGUUACCUAAAAGAUUGUACUGGCAUUGGUCACCAUAUUGUUUUGUUUUUUUUAUUUUUUAUUUUUUGUUACACAUGUACUUUUCAUCCUUGUUGAUUUUUAUCUUUGAUCCCAUGCCAUCUAUUUAUUUUAAAAUGGAAGCACUGAAACAGAAUAAAUUUUCAAGUAAAUAAAAGUCACAUUUUUCAUUUCGA